Messenger RNA from Zychaea mexicana, 3750 nucleotides. RefSeq lists its product as uncharacterized. Gene Ontology annotation, cellular component: membrane. Gene Ontology annotation, biological process: potassium ion transport. Bases 1 to 3750 code for a protein of 1249 amino acids. Lineage: Eukaryota; Fungi; Mucoromycota; Mucoromycetes; Mucorales; Lichtheimiaceae. Gene Ontology annotation, molecular function: intracellular sodium-activated potassium channel activity. The record is from RefSeq and is a predicted model, not a curated record. The transcript has 21 exons.
AUGCCUAUCAGACACAGCAAACCAGAGAAAAAAGGCGACGAGGAAACACUCAUACAGCCAUCCAACCAUCCAGCGCCUGUGGUAGGCUAUGGGGCCGUCAACACCAGCCAUCCCAACAGUACCCCAGCAAACAACAACAACAACAACAACAACAACCCUCCGUCUUCGUCUUCUUCACUGUCUUCUCUACGACAGCACCGCAUAUUCAACCAUCUCCAUCGCGACAAUGACGACUCUUCAUCGCGCGGAAGCAGUGAGGCAGAAGAGUGUAGUCGCGAUCCUCGAGGCACGAUCGCCGAGCGGAAAAGACGGCGUAUGCAUCGACACCACCACGCAGGAUCGUCCGCACAACUGUUGCUGCCGCGUUUGAUGCAUCGGAAAAGCUCCAACAAAAAGUCCACUCCAAGUAGCAGUAGCAGCAGCUGCACAGGGAGUGACCACGAGGACGCAGGUGGGAGUAGCCCUUCAGAUAAUGAGACAGAUAGUGGCGCCGGUGACGGUAACAAUGCUAGUGGCUACUUUGAUGAUGAUGAUGAUCUUCUAAGCCGUAUUGCUACAGCCGAUCUUGUGCUACCGGCACUAGAUCCAAAGGCAGAUGAAGUGAUAGCAUCAGCUGCGUCUCCGAAAUCUGUUGAUCAGUGGUUCGCAAGACGGUCCCAUGUGAACUUUAGUACGGUUAGAGCAAAGUACAGAACUACCCGCAAAGCAAUCAGGGACGAGAAAACUGAAGUGAUUAGCAUGAUCAACAAAGUACGAUCGUACUUUCACUGGCACCCAUACGUAUCCAAGCUUCGGGAAGCAUUACUGGCCAAUCAAACCAUUGUUGCAUUCGUCAACAUCGAUUUGCUGGUCGACCUUUUGUUCUGCUUGGCGUACCUCUUGGAGAUGAAACAAGAAUUUGAUGUGCAUCUUUCGCCUCCUUGGAUGUAUAAAUGGCGGUCCUAUGACCUUUGGAUGUUUUGCCAGUGGUUGACGUACUGGAACCUGGGCUCGUUUGUGAUGCGCAUCUAUUUGACCGGGCGGCCAUUGUCGGUGUUACUCAGUUUUAGAUGUCUUAUCGAAAUGUUGACAACGGUUCCUUUUCUGAUUUCAAAUUUCAUGGAACAUGGCCAGCUGCUCUAUGUGCCUUACUUCUUACGAAGUUGGGUGCUCCUGCUGCGAAUCAAAAGUGCCAUGAAAAUCAAAAGCAAUCUGCAAAUGACAGACAAGCCUGUUGACCUGCUCAAGUCCAAGCUGAUCCACUUAGUAUGUAUGCUUAUUACACUGCUGUAUAAUGGCAUGGCUGCAUUCCAGUACUGUGAGGCAACGUUUGCCAGUAUCAACUACUCAAUUAUCGACUCGCUCUAUUUUGUCAUGGUGACAUUAUCCACAGUUGGUUAUGGAGAUAUUACUGCCCAAACAGAAGCCAGUCGAAUUGUCGUAAUGCUCAUUAUAGUUACUUCGUUGGCGGUUCUGCCAAGUUUGAUUGCCGAUGUGUUGGCAACAGUCCGGAAAAGGAAUGAUGGGGGAGGCCAUGUGAAUCACGGUGUACUUCCGUUUAUUUUGAUUAUCGGCGCCUUCCGACCUGAUCAAGUGAGCGAGAUACUUGAUGGCUUUCUGAAUAGGGAAAAUGUGGAAAGUCAUCUGAAUGUUGUGUUUCUCGAUAUCAAUAAGCCGGCCGAAGAUCUCAAAUUAAUGGAGCGUAACUCCAUGUGGGGUCAUCGCGUCCAGUUUUUGCAUGGUUCCGUUUUAAAUGAUAAAACGCUGCAGAGAGCGAGAGCGCGUUACGCAAAUGCCAUCUUUACAAUUUCAGACCAAAAUGCACGAAAUACCGCAGAAGAAGAUGAGCGCAACACAGUCCGUCUCUGGUCACUCUAUUGCUAUACUGUGAGCCAUAAUGUGCCCAUAUACACAUACAAUUUAUCGCCUACGACUGCCAUCUACCAAAAGGUUGCCAAAGAAAUUAUUUGCGUCCAGGAAUUUAAGCAGUAUCUCCUAGCAAUGAACUGUCGUUGUCGUGGUGCAUCAACACUUUUGACGAAUCUGCUGCAUCAGCGGCAACCCAUGAAUCGUUAUGACGAACCAUGGCAGGCUCAGUAUGACGAUGGCUCGUGUAACGAAAUUUAUACUGCAAAACCACCAGAGUUUCUGAUCAAUGUGGCAUUUGCUCAUGCUGCUUGGGUUUGUUUCAAAGAAUGCCAGGUCAUUUUGUUUGCUAUCAAAACAUACGCUGCAGACCGAGGAGACCAUGAAAUCUUGCUGAACCCAAGCAACGAUUACAUCAUCAAGGCAACCGAUCUGUGUGUAUACAUUUCCGAAAGCCCAAAAGAGAUCAAGGAUAUCAAAUACCUGAAUCAUGUCUAUGUAUGGCAAAUGAUCCGAUCAUUGCAAGUGACGCGCCAAGCGGCUCUGCCACCACCUCCGAAGAGAGAUGCGAAAGUAACAUCAGCAAUAGAGACUGCACCGAUAGCACCGUACGCUAUGCCACCAUCAGCAAACGUUGGUGCAAAAAAACCAACAUCCGAGCCAUCACGCGCUUCAGCACCCGCUGUUGGUGUAGAAACAGCGGUUCCUCUUCUGGCUAGCACCAGCAAAAGUGCUACAGCAGCAGCGGCAGCGACAGCAGAUCGACCAAAAUCACUACCUAAAGGGCCUUACAAACUGUCUAGACUGCCUACACCUCGACACGCUUUGCUUACUGGCAGCCGUGCUUUGAUUACUCGACUAGGCCAAUCGCCUGUUACAGACCACGAUGAUGGAGUGGAUGAUGUCGGCUCACCUGAACAUGUCGAGGAUAUAUCGCUUCCGCUCUCGUAUAUACUUGAUGAGGCAGUGAAGAAAACGGAUGCAAAGAUCGAGUCGACCGAGAACAUGCGUGGCCACAUUCUUGUAUGCGUGCAUCGAGAAGUAGUAAAUAUAUUCAAGUUUAUCUACAAUCUAAGAUCGCCUCAUAUGAAACCUGAAGAAUUGCAGGAUAUUGUUUUGCUGUGCCCGUCCACUCCUAGCGACAAGGCAUUUGAUUUAAUCAGCAUGUUUCCAAAAGUAUAUUUUAUGGUGGGCAGCUGCAGACAACCUGACGACUUAUUGCGAGCCGGUGUAAAACGUGCCAAGCAGGUGGUGGUCAUGAGUGACAAGGAAUGUCUAGAUGAUAUUGAGCGAAACUCUGAUAGUCCCGCCAUCAUGACCAGUCAUAUCAUCGACUUACUUGUGCAAGAACGAAUGCGCAAUGCAUACACCAUUGUGAACCUCAUUGAAAAAUCAAACAUACGAUUCAUGCAUCUCUUGCAAGACAAGGAUGUUGCAGAAGAAAUCGAUGUGUUCUAUACCCCGGCAUAUGCUGCUGGCGAUGUUGUCGCAGACAGUUUAAUUAGCAAUGUACUACUCAGCCAGACAUAUUACAAGCCAGAUAUUGUAUCGAUCAUCAAGACGUUGUGCGGCAUGCCUGGCCCGCUUUAUGACGGAUCGGCAGCGCAUCUACUAUCCUCGUCGAGCGAGUUCCAGACAGCAACAUCGGCAGCAAUACAUGCUCCACACCUCACGUGUAUUCUAAUGCCACCCGAGUUCGUGAAUCAGUCAUUCUCCCAUUUGUUUGAGACAUUGUUGCUCGACCACGGCGUGAUGCCCUUGGGAUUGUUUCGAGCACCAAGCGAGUCCUUGGGCAACGAGUCUCCGUUCGUGUAUACCAACCCUGUCCCAUCCUUGAUCCUCAAGGAAUCAGAUCAUAUCUAUAUUCUUUCAUCUCCCACAUGGAACUACAAAGAUUGUCCAUAA